Spirometra erinaceieuropaei is the source of this 633-nucleotide messenger RNA. The record is from the annotation of a GenBank genome assembly. Lineage: Eukaryota; Metazoa; Platyhelminthes; Cestoda; Diphyllobothriidea; Diphyllobothriidae.
AUGGUGUCUUUUGACGUAGUCUCACUCUUCACGUCCAUACCACAGGCCCUUGCGGUCGAAACGCUCAGUGACCUGCUACGUCAAAAUUACGACGGGGGCGAUGGCCAGCCCACAGCUCAGGGUCUCAUAGAACUCAUGGUGCACUGCCUCAAGACAUUCUUUACCUUCGAAGGGACCACAUACGAGCAGAUCAAGGGCACUCCAAUGGGUUCACCAAUCUCCGGGCUCAUUGCCAAGGCGGUUCGACAAAAAAACCUCGAGCGACGACUAUUCGAGGAGUACAAACCCAAGUUUUGGGCACGCUACGUUGAUGACACCGUCGUAAUCAUAGACCAGGAUAAAAUCAACUACUAUGCGGAAGUACUGAACUCAAUCAUGCCCGAUCUACAGUUCACGAUGGAAGAGGAACUAGAGGACAAACUUCCAUUCUUGGAUGUUCUCGUCUGCCGCCAACCAAAUGGCGAACUAGCAACGUCGGUCUACAGAAAACCGACGAACACGCUGCAAAUUCUCAGCUACAACAGCAACCACCCGCCACAACACAAACGAAGCUGUGUCCGCACGCUGUACCGACGGAUGGAAACUCAUUGCAGCACGCCAGCCGCCAAACUGGACGAGAUAAAGCUCCUCUGA